Molecule: messenger RNA, 854 nt
Organism: Candoia aspera
Lineage: Eukaryota; Metazoa; Chordata; Lepidosauria; Squamata; Candoiidae
Gene: BLOC1S1
Product: biogenesis of lysosomal organelles complex 1 subunit 1
Exons: 4
Coding region: 66-467 (133 amino acids)
Biological process (GO): endosomal transport
Cellular component (GO): BLOC-1 complex
Source: RefSeq, a predicted model, not a curated record
GGAGUCAUCUGACGAGGAGGCAGGCAAGGGCGAGUCCGAGUGCUUCGGUGCUCUCGAGGCCGGCCAUGCUCUCUCGCUUGCUGCGGGAGCACCAGGCCAAGCAGAGCGAGAGGAAAGAACUGCAAGAACGGCGGCGGCGAGAAGCCAUUGCUGCAGCAACUUGUUUAACAGAAGCCCUGGUUGAUCAUCUGAAUGUAGGAAUGACUGAGCCUCUCCUUCCCAGGGUGGCACAGGCCUAUGUGAACCAAAGGAAGCUGGACCAUGAGGUGAAGACACUGCAGAUCCAAGCCGCUCAGUUUGCCAAGCAAACAGGCCAGUGGAUCAGCAUGGUAGAAAACUUCAAUCAGGCUCUGAAGGAAAUUGGUGAUGUGGAGAACUGGGCACGGAGCAUCGAGAUGGAUAUGCGGACCAUUGCCACUGCCCUGGAAUACGUUUCCAAAGGGCAGCUGCAGCCUUCCACCUCCUGAUCCAGAUGCCAGACUCUCAGUCUUGGCCACCGGAAUUGCUUGGAUUCCUUCUCUCAUUCCAUGUUGCCAACUGAAGGCAGUACAGUGGCAGAUUCUUUGCCUGCAGCCGUUUCCUGUACUUCGGUGACUGUUCUUCUGCAGCACUGAGUAAGCUCUUCGUCCCUCCCCCGGCCCAUCUGGAUGCUGUUGGGCCUUUCGCUUUGACUUGUGCUUUUGCUGAGUAUCCGUGGGCAACCUCUAGCUGGGAGGAAUCAUGGAAGAGACUGGCAUGAGAAUGCACAUACCCCACAAUGAUAGGAAAAGAAGCCAUGCUUUUUCCAUACCAGCUGUAUCGGUCUGUCCUGUGAAGUUGGAAAGAAUGAAAUAAAAACAGGUGGCUUAACGGCA